Messenger RNA from Suillus clintonianus, 1722 nucleotides. RefSeq lists its product as uncharacterized. The record is from RefSeq and is a predicted model, not a curated record. NCBI's taxonomy places the organism in Eukaryota, Fungi, Basidiomycota, Agaricomycetes, Boletales, Suillaceae. Gene Ontology annotation, molecular function: peptide-O-fucosyltransferase activity. The coding region runs from base 102 to 1475 and encodes 457 amino acids. The transcript is spliced from 7 exons. Gene Ontology annotation, biological process: protein O-linked glycosylation via fucose.
CGACAUGUCAUGAUCAGACGAUCGGACGAGUGCCUGGCAUGCUAGGAGAGAGCCCUUAAAGAUAGGACGCAAACAACGAUCCAGAGAACCCAUUUAUUCCUAUGGUCCGUGCCAAACCAUCACCAGCUAAAGACAGAAUGGUGUCUCUCAGGACGAUCUGCGCAAUUCUGGCAGGCGUCUCAAUGCUCAGUUUUGGAACUCUCCUGCUCAAAUUGCCCUUGAGGUUGAGCUACAGGCUGUACAUACAGGAUCUGCCUGCGCAUCCUACUGUCUUCAACUCGCAAUCAUAUAUUCAAGGCCCACCCACCCAAAGCUUUCGAGAUAACCUUCGUGACGACACAAAGUACAUUACAUCGUGGACUUCAGCGGGAUGGACGAACGACGUGAUGACCUAUGGCAAUUUGAUUUACCUAGCUCUCAUCACAGAACGUAUACCGAUACUCCCGAAAUUCCUCUCUUCUCAUAUCGACACAAGUGCAGCUCCAUUUCCUUUUGGGGAAGUGAUUGACGUCCCCCGGCUUAGUCAAGCUAUAGGGAUCCCCUUGCUUGAAUGGCACGAAGUGAAGGACUCGGAGAGUCAGGUUCUCGAUGAUCUCGGGUGUUGGAGUGUUUGGGAAACCGUUCAACAGCACGAACAGAAUCCCCAACCACGGGGGAGUCCCUCCCUGAGUCGGCUCAAGCUCGAUAUCUCGUGGACGCAAACCCCAGACUGGGUGAAGCUGACGGCUCCUGACCAACGAGACAGUCAUGCGUCCUUUUGGUCCCUUGCGGCACUUGGGUUUCCGGAAGCUCGCAACAACAGCCUGGGCUUAAAGAACCAUCCGUCUCCUCAGCAUCAGGUUUCACUUCCCCCGGACGAUCACUUACUAUGCUUCGAUUACCUUUACUACGUAAGCGCCUAUCAUACAUGGGAAUGGGAGUUAGACUAUUCUCCUGCAUGGAGAUUCGUAGGACAACACAUGAGAUGGAAUACGACGAUAGAAAGGAUUGCCGAUGAGCAUGCCCGGCGCGCCAUGAGGGUGCUAGUAGAUGAACCAACGCCUCCAUAUAUAUCCAUCCACGUACGACAUGGUGACUUCGGCAACCAAUGUCGCGGUGUUCCUUUGGAUCAGUGCUUCGCUUCGUUGUCUGUCAUCGCGCGCAGAGUAUCCGAGGUGCAAGAGGAGCUUUGGACACAGAAAGGGAUCGAGGUCACGCAGGUUAUCAUGACGAGUGACGAGAGUGCCCCAGAAUGGUGGCUAGAGGUCAGGGCGUUGGGCUGGACGUGGGUAGAUUAUGCGGCAGAGCGGACAGAGGAGAUCUACGGAAAGUGGCAUCCAGUGUUCAUCGACGCUAUCAUUCAGUCGAAUGCAGCUGGCUUCGUCGGCACUCGUGGCUCUACGAUGUCCACCCUAGCUAGCCGCAGAGUGCAGGCGUGGCGUGGCGGACCAAUUCGGACCGUCCAAUGGGGACGGCUGGGCGCCGAUGAUCACUGAUGUGAUCGGAAUGGUAGAAUUGAGAUGACAUUACGCUGCAAAUUAACUGAAAUUAUUUCGAUCAUUGUAUUUCUUACUAUCAUGCCCACAACCGUCGUUCUUGGGCUCGAUUCCACAGGCGGAGGCAACAAGAGCUCAAUGUCAUGUCCUUCUGUAUCGUAUUGGAACUGAGGGUCUAGCAGCAAAGGCUCUGCAUGAUCCCCUGCGCCUUAGAGUGGAGCCGUGCAUCAGAUCGGGUCAAAAAAUA